Tachyglossus aculeatus (Australian echidna) is the source of this 384-nucleotide messenger RNA. Its product is annotated as complement C3-like. NCBI's taxonomy places the organism in Eukaryota, Metazoa, Chordata, Mammalia, Monotremata, Tachyglossidae. Bases 1 to 384 code for a protein of 127 amino acids. The record is from RefSeq and is a predicted model, not a curated record. The transcript is spliced from 4 exons.
AUGCGUAGGUUGACUGGUAGCGAUGCAGCCUUAAACUGGAGAGAUGUCUCAGCUAUAAAGCUGCAGGGCGGUCCCAGGGAGCUGAGACUGCUAAAUGCCAUGGGUUCCCUUGGCUUCUACCUGGCAACUGUGUUGGCCUUAACCGUGGCAGGCAGGGCUUCUGAUCAGUCACUCUUCACCCUUGUCACGCCCAGUGUGCUGCGUGUGGGCAGCAAGGAGACCAUUGUGGUGGAAGCUCCUGGGGUCAGUGCACCGCUGGAGGUCAAAGUUCGCGUGUUGGAUUUCUCCCAGAAGAGAACGCUCCUGGAUGAGGCUACCGCCCGGCUGGGUCCCGAGAAUCAGGGCCUAGCCUUCGUCACGGUCAUGCCUCCAAGUUUCACAUGA